CUGUGCUCUGGGUGAUGACGUGUCCCGAACACGCUCCUCAUAGAGCCGCUGCCUGGUGUCCACUAACGGCUAGACUUGGAACGAUAUCAGGAGGGACAUCAUGGGCAUUAAAUUCCUGGAGGUGAUAAAGCCAUUCUGUGCAGUUUUACCUGAGAUCCAGAAACCAGAGAGGAAGAUUCAGUUUAGAGAGAAAGUGCUAUGGACUGCAAUCACCCUGUUCAUCUUUCUGGUGUGCUGCCAGAUUCCACUCUUUGGAAUCAUGUCUUCAGACUCUGCAGAUCCCUUUUACUGGAUGAGAGUUAUCCUGGCCUCCAACAGAGGUACUUUGAUGGAGCUGGGUAUCUCUCCUAUUGUAACAUCUGGUCUGAUCAUGCAGCUGUUGGCUGGAGCUAAAAUCAUUGAGGUUGGAGACACCCCGAAAGACAGAGCACUCUUCAAUGGAGCUCAAAAACUCUUUGGCAUGAUCAUCACCAUUGGCCAGGCUAUUGUGUAUGUGAUGACGGGCAUGUACGGAGACCCUUCAGAAAUGGGUGCUGGAAUCUGCCUUCUCAUCAUCAUUCAGUUGUUUGUGGCGGGUCUGAUUGUGUUGCUGCUGGAUGAGUUGCUGCAGAAGGGUUACGGCUUGGGCUCUGGUAUCUCUCUUUUCAUCGCCACCAACAUCUGUGAGACUAUUGUAUGGAAGGCAUUCAGCCCAACUACAGUCAACACAGGAAGAGGUACUGAGUUUGAAGGAGCCAUUAUUGCUCUGUUUCACCUGUUGGCUACUCGCUCUGAUAAAGUGCGAGCUCUGAGAGAGGCCUUCUACAGGCAGAACCUGCCCAACCUCAUGAACCUCAUAGCCACGGUCUUCGUCUUUGCCGUGGUCAUAUACUUCCAGGGCUUCAGAGUUGACCUUCCCAUUAAGUCUGCACGUUACCGUGGCCAGUACAACACGUAUCCCAUCAAGCUGUUCUACACCUCCAACAUUCCCAUCAUCCUGCAGUCUGCUCUGGUGUCCAACCUGUACGUCAUCUCUCAAAUGCUUUCCACACGCUUCAGUGGAAACUUUCUGGUCAACCUGCUGGGAACUUGGUCUGACUCCACAAGUGGAGGACCAGCUCGUGCUUACCCAGUAGGUGGUUUGUGCUACUACCUCUCUCCCCCAGAAUCAUUUGGCACCGUUCUGGACGAUCCAGUCCAUGCUGUAAUUUACAUCAUCUUCAUGCUAGGGUCCUGUGCCUUCUUCUCGAAGACCUGGAUUGAGGUGUCUGGAUCCUCUGCAAAAGAUGUUGCCAAACAGCUGAAAGAGCAGCAGAUGGUUAUGAGGGGACACAGAGAAACUUCUAUGGUCCAUGAACUCAAUAGGUACAUCCCCACUGCUGCAGCUUUUGGAGGACUGUGCAUUGGUGGUCUCUCGGUUAUGGCCGACUUCCUGGGAGCCAUCGGUUCAGGAACUGGAAUCUUGUUGGCCGUCACCAUCAUCUACCAGUACUUUGAGAUCUUCGUCAAAGAACAGAGUGAAAUGGGCAGUAUGGGCGCUCUCAUUUUUUAGUGAGGCCCUCUGUGACUACAUCAGACUGACUGAACUUAUAUGGUUUAAGUUCAUUUUAUAAAUGAUUUGUUUUCUCAAAUGCAAAAUUCAGUGCUCUACAUCCAGGAUGUUCUCCCACUGUGCAUCUGAUCUUGACAGGUACUGAAUUCUAUUGUGUUCUCCUGGGGAAAAUUUGGCAGCGUAAUAUGUCAGUAUUUAGCAUGGGAAUGUAACCAUCCCUUAUUGCCGCUUUCACCUCUCGACCGAUCCUCAGUAUGUUAUUCUUUUCUCUAGUCAAUACCUAUCUAUGGGUCUUUCUAAUUCCAUGUAAUUACAUUUAAAUACAUAAAUUGGUCUAGCAUUAACCAAACAGAAAAUGCACUCAUGCAACAUUUUCAGAUGUGAUCUACCUUUGAUACGCCCUUGACUACCAAAAUUUGUCUGAGUAUUUGAAGAGGUAAAUGCAAUGUUAUACUGACAACGGUUGAUUUGGUGUAAAUAAAAAAAAUAUUUUAUAAGGUAUAUGUGUUUGCACAUUUGCCUGUUGCAAUUUUUUUUUUGUGGGCUGAGUGUAUGAAAAUGUGUGGUUGGUUGUAAACAAUUUGCCUAAAUUUAAUUACACAGAGGCCAUUAUUGGGUUGGAUUUUGGUUUGCUGAAACAGUUUCCAUUUAUAUUUAUAUCUGCUAUUAUUUUCUUUCUUGUAUCUACAAGCUAUUUUAGAAUUAUUUUUUUUGUGCAUUUCAAACACACAACUUGAUAUAAGAUAUUAUAUUUAUGUUAUCGCCCUAUUUUGGUCUUAACUAUGGUUUCUUUUAUUGGACCAAAGGCUGCAGAAACUGCCUAAUGAUUAUUUUUUCAGUGUUGAUAUGGGUGGGUUUGUAAAAGAUUAUGUCAUGUGUUUUCUUAUGCAGGCCACAGUAAUAAAAUGUGUUGCAAACAUUUUUGGAGUUAUGUUUUUG
Molecule: messenger RNA, 2470 nt
Organism: Xyrauchen texanus (razorback sucker)
Lineage: Eukaryota; Metazoa; Chordata; Actinopteri; Cypriniformes; Catostomidae
Product: protein transport protein Sec61 subunit alpha-like 1
Exons: 12
Coding region: 101-1531 (476 amino acids)
Biological process (GO): post-translational protein targeting to membrane, translocation; SRP-dependent cotranslational protein targeting to membrane, translocation
Cellular component (GO): membrane; Sec61 translocon complex
Molecular function (GO): transmembrane protein transporter activity; ribosome binding; signal sequence receptor activity
Source: RefSeq, a predicted model, not a curated record